This is a messenger RNA of Aethalodelphis obliquidens (Pacific white-sided dolphin), 3995 nucleotides long. Its product is annotated as zinc finger protein 883-like. Gene Ontology annotation, biological process: regulation of immune system process; negative regulation of transcription by RNA polymerase II; regulation of cytokine production. Gene Ontology annotation, molecular function: DNA-binding transcription repressor activity, RNA polymerase II-specific; RNA polymerase II cis-regulatory region sequence-specific DNA binding. The record is from RefSeq and is a predicted model, not a curated record. Bases 1839 to 3686 code for a protein of 615 amino acids. NCBI's taxonomy places the organism in Eukaryota, Metazoa, Chordata, Mammalia, Artiodactyla, Delphinidae. Gene Ontology annotation, cellular component: nucleoplasm. The transcript is spliced from 6 exons.
GGGGAGAUUUUUAAUUUUUUUCAGAUGAACAAGAACAUUUUAUUUACAAAGAAGAGUUGCAAGGCAAUAUGUAUUAGAAAAUACAAGGCAAUAUUUAGAAGAUGUAAAACUAUGCAAUCACUUAUUUUAAGAUAACUCUCAAACUUUAGAAAAAUUACAAAGGAAAAAGGAAAAAAAAAUUAGUAAGGAAAAUACCUGUCUCCAAGCCCAUGCACUUUCUCUUCAUUUUUUUUUAACAUUCCUUUUUUUUUUUAAUCUUUUGCAUUAGGGUUUAUCAUAGGAUAUUGAAUACAGUUCUCUGUGCUAUACAGUAGGACUUUGUUGUAAGAUGGGACAUCUUUGAUUAUGUUUCAAUGUUAGAAGUAUAAGUACAGUGGAGUAGAAGUUGAUGGUGAUGGAAAAGAGCAAAGGAAUAAUUAAUAAAGCAGGCUUUCUGAGAAGGUAGGAAGGGAUUAGACCAGUGGUUCUUAAAGGGGAAAUUUUGCCCUCUAGGGGACAUUUGGCAAUAUCCCUUUCACAACUAGAGGGGAUACUACUGGAUAGAGUCCACGGAUGCUACUAAGCAUCCUACAGUGAUAGGAUGGUACCCCCAUAACAAAGAAGUAUCCAGCUCAAAAUGUGCCAAAGGUGGGAAACAUGACGUAGCAAAGUAGCAGAUAUUGACGUUAGAUAAGAAGGCAGACACAUCUUGUUUGCAAAGUGAAAGAAACCAUGAUGCUGUGGAACUAGUUUUGUACUAGUGGCAAGAAAAUGAGGAAUCCUUCUUUCAUUGUUAAGAGUUUCUCUGCAAAGUAAGAUGUAAGAUCAUUUAUUGAAGAGAUAAGGUUGAGACCAUAUGAGAUUCAAAAUCUUGGAGGAAUUGUGGAAAGGUCUUUGGAUAACUAGGAGUUUAAAUUGCCUGUUGGGCUUUUCCUUUAGUGUUGAAGCCCCAUUUAGAGUAUGUGGACUCAAAGUUUUAGUGCUUCCCGUAUAACUUAUUGGAUAGGAAUUACCCAGGCAGGAUAGACAGAUGGUUGGAAUUAUCUAAGGCAGGUGUUAUGAUUCCUCAGAGAGGAAUUUGAGGUUUUAGAAAAUAUAUUAUUGAAGGGAUGGGCCAUGGCAUUUCAUAUGUAGUGCCAAGGAAAUGAGGAUUAUAAAUAGCAAUAUGGUGGAAGUAUGGAUGGCUUGGAAGCUUCUAUGAGGUAGGAAAGCAGAUGCAAUACAGGCAAAAAAGUGAACAAGAUGGAAGUAUACCUACUGUGUUCAGAAAGUGGAAUGUCUGACUUUUUGCCUUCGUAGAGAGCAAGGUGAUGAUAAAUUUAAGGUGUUUGGUUGAGAUGUGGAAGCCAUGGACGUUUGCUAGUUUAUGCCCAAGAACAUGGAAUCAUCUUCAAUCCGAGCAGGGAUGGGAGUUAAAAUGAAGAAUGGGAGUCAGGUGACAGUGACUUUAAUGGGUCAGGUCUAUAUGUUGGUGCUAAUUCAGGGGAGAAGCCAGUGAGGUGCCUCAGUGGAGAUGGAAUUUUUGAUAAGUGGUGGGUAAUGUGGUUUCAUAAUGUGGAGAAUGUACAUUAGGAAUGGAGAAGGUCAAGAAUACCCACUAUAUUGCUUUGAGGUUGUACAUGGCGUGCAAAACAAUGACCCAGGAUCACAGACAGCUUGAAUCUGAAAGGAACACAUAUUGGAUGCAUGGUGAUGUAACUGUCCUAAGUGCAAAGGAGAAACAGAAAGCUUGUGAAUUCUCUUGUUAGUAUUUCUUUAUUUCAGAGCCCUGCCUGGAGUGGAUCAUAGAAGCAGUAAGAGGAGCAUCCUUGUUCUCCUGGUUGCUGUCUGAUCAUAGUUACUACUUACGGACUUGCAGAAUGGCAGCCCCACAUCUGUCCACUAUAUGUGCUCUGCCUGUCCUAGACCCUUCCUGUGCCCAUGAGAGGAUCACAGAGAUGGAAAACUUCCACUCUGGGUUACAAAACUCAAUAACCUUUGAGGAUGUGGCCGUGGACUUCACCCAGGAGGAGUGGGCAUUGCUGAAUUCAUCUCAGAGAAAACUGCACAGAGAUGUGAUGCUAGAGAACUAUAGAAACUUGGUUUCACUGGGACAUCAACUCAGCAAGCCUCCUCUCAUCACCCAGAUGGAGCAGGAAGAUGAAAUGGACAUAGUAGAGAGAAGAAUUCACCAAGACACCUGUUCGGAUGAGCUGAUUCUCCUUAAAACCAAACAACAACGGCAAAAACAAGGUAUUUUGGAGAAAUAUACGCUCAAUGGCAAGAAGGAACAAAGUCUUGGAGGCAAUCCCAUUCAAUGCAGUGAAAUUGUUGAAGCCUUGAGUGUGAAAUUUAACAUUACUCAGAAUAAAAUUUACCCUAGCAAGAAAGCCCAUCGAUACCUUGACUCUGCAAAAGCCCUUAGAGAUUCUUCACAUCUUAAGCCAUCUGAGGGAAUUCUUCCUCGGGAAAAAUCUUAUGAAUGUAAAAAGGACGAGAAUGCCUUCCUCAGGAGUUCUAACUUAGCUGGGCACAAGAGACAACAUACAGAAGAGACAUCCCAUGAACGCAGUGACUUGGGGAAAGUAAAUUCAAUCUCACACCUUAAGAAGGAUGAAAAAACUCACUCUAGAGAGAAACCUUUUGAGUGUAAUGAGUGUGGUAAAGUAUUACAGAGCCAUUCAUCCAUUAAGUUGCACAUGAGAAUCCACACUGGAGAAAAACCGUAUAAGUGUGAUCAGUGUGGGAAAGCCUACAGCUCAAGCUCUUACCUUACGCGUCACAAGAGAAUUCAUACCGGGGAGAAGCCCUAUGAGUGCCGUGACUGUGGAAAAACCUUCCGAGAUAGCUCACUUCUCAGACAACAUUCAGGGACUCAUUCAGAAGAAAAACCCUACAAAUGUGAUCAAUGCACCAAAACCUUCAGUAGAAGCUAUAGGCUUGCCAUACACCAGAUAACACAUACUGGAGAGAAACCCUAUACGUGCAAUGACUGUGGGAAAACUUUCAGUAUUCUCCCAUAUUUUAAAAGACAUGAGAGAAUCCACACUGGAGAGAAAUCCGUUGAAUGUAGCCAUUGUGGUAAAGCCCUGAGUAGUCAGUCAUCUCUUAAGGUACACCUGCGGAUACAUACUGGAGAGAAACCUUUCAAGUGUGAUCAAUGUGGGAAAGCUUUUAGGCUGAGCUCCAACCUUAUCACGCACAAGAAAAUUCAUACUGGAGAGAAACCCUGUAAGUGCAAUGACUGUGGGAAGGCUUUCAGGGAUCGUUCAUGUCUUAAAGAACAUGUGAGAAUUCACACUGGAGAAAAACCCUUUACAUGUAAUCAAUGUGGAAAAGACUUCAGAGUGAAAUCUUUCCUUAUUUUGCACAAGAAAAUUCACAUGAAAAUGAAACAUGAAUGUAAGGAAUGUGGGAAAACCUUCCAUGGUCUCUUAUCUUAUGGGAGGCAUAUGAAAAUCCAUACCAGGGACAAGAAACCUUUUAAGUGCAGUGAGUGUGGAAAAGCUUUUAGCAGGCAUGUGUCCCUUACAGUACACAUGAGAAUUCACACUGGAGAGAAACCCUACGAGUGUAAUCAUUGCGGAAAAUCCUUUAGUGUAAAGUGUAAUCUCAACGUGCACAAAAGAAUACAUACUAAAGAAAAACCCUAUAAAUGCAAUGUCUGUGGGCAAGGUUUCAGUAAAUCCUUUCCCCUUCGGCGUCAUGAGAGAACUCAUGCUCAAUAAAUCCCCUUUUAAUGAUAUCCAUGUAAAGUAGCUUUCAGUGAACUCUCAAUCUUUAAGGCAUACAACCAAAUGCUAAGUGAAAAGAACUGGUUGUGAAGAAUGUGAGAAAGCCUCUAAGUAAUGCAUAUAUGGAAGAAACCUAAGUUAUGCAAUGACUGUGAAAAAUCCUUUAUUCAUUCAUUAUCCCUUAGAAGAUAUGUGAUAACGCUGAAGGGAAAAUGUUUUAAUAUCUUCAAGACUUGUUACUUGGGCUUCCCUGGUGGCGCAGUGGUUGAGAGUCUGCCUGCCGAUGCAGGGGACACAGGUUCG